This is a messenger RNA of Aspergillus pseudonomiae, 570 nucleotides long. RefSeq lists its product as uncharacterized. NCBI's taxonomy places the organism in Eukaryota, Fungi, Ascomycota, Eurotiomycetes, Eurotiales, Aspergillaceae. Gene Ontology annotation, molecular function: chitin binding. The transcript has a single exon. Bases 1 to 570 code for a protein of 189 amino acids. Gene Ontology annotation, cellular component: extracellular region. The record is from RefSeq and is a predicted model, not a curated record.
AUGCAGUUCACCACUAAAGCUCUGGCUAUCUUUGCCGCUUCCCUGUUUGCAUUGACUGCCUCCGCUCACCCCAGCUGUGAGACCGGGGCCAGAUGGCCUGACCAGCGCGAUUGCCACAACUUCUACGAGUGCGCUGCUGGUGGAGUUCCCGUCCGCAAGACCUGUGGACCCGGAACAGCAUACGAUUCUCGGUUCAGCAUUUGUGAUUAUGAGCACAAGGUUCCGUCCUGCCGUGGGCAUGGUCCUAUCGGUCACAACGAGCCAGAGGGUCAUGGUGAAGUGAAGGACCACAACAAGGGCGAGCAAGAGCACGGUGAGAGCAAGGAUCAGGGAAAUGGAAAGCAGGAGCAGGGCAAGGGAAAGCAGGAAGAGGGUCAUGGGAAGGAUCGGGGUAAGGGAAGGCAGGAUCAGGGCAAGGGAAGGCAGGAUCAGGGCAAGGGAAGGCAGGAUCAGGGCAAGGGAAAGCAGGAGGAGGGUGAUGGGAAGGAGCAGGGAAAUGGCGGGCAAGAGCACGGUGAGGAAAAUGGCCAAGGCAAGGGCCAGCAGGAGAACGGUGAAGGAAACCAUUAG